GUCUUUUCUUGCUCUCGCGGGCUUUGUUUUGACAUGGCGGCAGUCUUUGAAAUUCAUGUCAGUUAUAUUUCAAUAACGCACCUUUCCCCUCCAGCAACAGCACUUUUUGCCGAUGUUACAGCGAGUCCUGCUUGAGAGAGCGCGGUCACCAUGUCAUCUCCAGCCGGGUUUCGGUACUCGCAGGCGGACUUCCUCGCCCGGUGGAUGCCGAGUAGCUCCAGAGCUGGGGUGAUCCUCAGUCCCUGCCCAGACCUGGCUGGCUCCCUGCGGGGGGGAUCCGCCUCCCUGGAGCCGGACGACUCCUUCGCCUCGGACUUCGCCCCUCUGGCGGGCUCCGCGGACAGCAGCUGCCUCGGCGUGGACGGUUCCGACCGGUCACCUGGAGGAGAGAAGGUCGGACCCGGCGGGGCGGUCAGCAGUGAGCCGGACGGUCUGAUGGCGAGCACUUCAGAGGAUAUGCCCGUGAUGAUGAAGCUGGAACAGUUGAGGAAGUGGCAGCAGCACAUGCAGGAGCAGCUGAAAGCCCACCAGUUGGAGGAGCUUCUUCACCUCCAGGGCGAGCAGCAGAGGCUGCUGGGAAUGAUGAAUGGAUCCCAACACGGCACAGAAGAUUGGCAAUCCAGAGAAACCCCAUACAGCCCCACCAUAAACUGCCGGGGAGUCACUUUGGGCCUCCGACAGCACCAAGAGCCGUCACCUGCACAGACUCGGGAACGGCUACCAGGAGGUCCGGAUUGUGACGUGGUGGACGAUGAGGCAGAGGGCUCAUGGAGCUCCAGAGCAGAAGAUCAGGAACAGAGUGCUGAAAGAAGUCAUUUUCAGGAGCAUGAUGACACGCUGAUACCGAGUAAUGGUGAGGCUUUGACUGAACACAGCAGCAGAGAAGAAGGUGAAGUCUCCAAUGACAGACCCAUAAAGCUGGGCAUCUGCGGUCAGAAGACGUUUGAGGAGUUGCUGGAGGAGCAGAUGAGGGUGGAGGAGCAGAGACUCAAGUCUGCCCGGCAACCGCAGGCCGACGGUGGCGCUGAAGCCCCCCCCAAGAGGGCCUAUCUAAAGCGGGGCGAGGGCCUGUUGAGAUUCACCGCCAAUCGCAAAGCUCCGCCACCGAAAGCGGGUUUGAAGACUGACACCAAACCAAAUCUCCCGCCCGGCGCGCUGUGCCGCAGCCGCUCGGAGCCGGCGGCCCUCCAGCGGCUCGCCGUCCAGCGCAAAACCGCCAGCCUCAACAAGGAAAACCGGCCGAGGGGGCCGAAGGACGCGGCCCCGGCGGCUUGGGUCGAGAGGAGCGGCGGGCCGAACCCUGCCGCCAAACAGGCGGGCGCGUCGAGAGAGCCGGAGAGGGCCCCGCCCGCCGGAGGGGGCGGCGUCCCCGGGGAGUCCUUCGAGGUGUCGUUCCAGGAGAAGCUGCGGCGCUGGGACUGCGACCAGCAGCUGGAGACGGUGGAGCUGGGGGAGUUCGAGCUGCUGGAGCAGGCGGCCGAGGAGCUGUCCUUCUCCUCCAACUCCUCCUUCGUCAUGAAGGUUCUUCAGCUGGACCGCCAGCACGGAGGGCUCCACCCGCGCCGGCUCUCCUCCACCCCCAUCAAGUCACCACCCAGAGGUGCAGUCCAGAGGUGCAGCGGCCCAACUGUUCCAAACUGCUCCGCCUCCUCAGAUGCUCUCGUGGCGAAGACGAGAGACGACGCGGCCGGGGGCAAAGUGAGCGCGGGGGACGAGUGGGACGGGCUCAGGGAGUCUGAUGCCUCCACCUGCAGCAGCGGCGAGUCACAAGAGCAGGAAGUGGGGGUCAAACCGCCUUUGUUUCCCGGCGCCUUUCACUUCCCGGCUCGGCCCGACCCGCCGUACGACAGGCGCUCGUAUCAGGACGAGGACGAGGACAGCUGUGGGGGUCCGCCGUCGGACGUGGAGCCCGAUGAGUCGACUCUGAUCGAGGACGGAGACGGGCAGCGGGGGGGGGUCGUGUUCGAUGACGACGACACGUGGAACGACCCGGAGGACGCCGACUCGGGCGAUUGCGGUAAAGGAGCCGGUAUCGCCCCCCCGGGGACGGCUCUGUGCAGGAAGUUGGCGCUGAGCAAAGGGGUGGAGGUGAAUGUGGACGAGGGCACGGAUCCUCCUCCUCCUCCUCCUCCGCCCGCCUCGCAGCUCAUGACCAGGUUGUUCCCCUCACUGAAGCCCAAGGCCCAGAAUGCACCUCUCCUCCCUCCUCCUUCUGCUGCUGAGUCCAAAAGGGCAGAGGAGACAUCCGGCCAGCAGGUCCAGUCCAGGCAGCUGAGGGAGAGACUGGUGGAGCUGGAGAUCGAGAUCGAGAGAUUCAAGAAGGAGAACGCCGCGCUCGCCAAACUCCGACAGGAGAACGAGAAGAACCGAGAACACCUCAGGACGGAGCGCUCACAGUUCGAGCGGACGAAGGCGGAGGAGCUGGCCAAGUUCGAGGAGUUCAAGAAGGAGGAGAACCGGAAGCUGCAGAAGGAGCGCAAGCUGUUUGAGAAGCACGCGUCGGCCGCCAGAGCCGUGCCUGACAAGAAGGAGCGGGAGGAGAUCCAGGCGCUGAAGCAGCAGCUGAGCUCUCUGCAGGAGGAGCUGAGGGGGAGGGAGACUCGCUGGGCCUCCUCCCACAGCCGCCUGAGGCAGCAGAUCGACUCCCUCAGCCAGGAGAACGGCUCCCUCCGGGACGAGAUCCGGAUGUUGGAAAAGCUCCGGCUGAGCUCCUGGCAGAAAAAUCCCGUGGAGGCAGAGAAGGACCGAGAAACCAAAGAAGGUCCCAAAAUGUGUGAGAACAACGCGUCUGUGACCAAAGGAGUGAAAUUCGCCAGUCCUCUGGACUCCAGAGGAGGAGGAACCAUCAGCAGGAGGAUCAGCCCCCCGCAGAGCAACACCGCUGCAGCCUCCAGGGGGGGCUCCGGCGGGGGGGGUCAGGGUGCUGCAGCCGGGAUGAAGAGCAGCCUGAGGAGGCCGUCGGCCACAUGCCUCUCCUCCUCCUCCUCCUUGUCCUCCUCGUGGCCCGGCAGGAAGAAGGACGAGAGGCCGACACCCGGCAGCGAGAGCCAGGACAAAGCGCCGAACCCAGAACCCCCGAAGUUCUCGUCUCUGCCAAGCGAGCCGGACGGCAGCGAGGACAACGAGCCCGAGGAGGUGCAGGAGGCGCAGGAGGUCCAGGAGGUCCUCGCCCACGCAGACGGGAAGAAGGAAACGCUUCUGGCCGACGGCCGGCGACUCCUCGUCUUCAACAACGGCACCAAGAAGGAGGUCUCCGCCGACGGGCUCACCGUCAAAGUCACCUUCUUCAACGGGGACACCAAGGAGGUGACAGCCGACCAGCGGGUGAUCUACUUCUACGCUGAGGCCAAGACGACUCACGUCACGUACCCGGACGGCCUGGAGGUCCUGCACUUCCCCAACAACCAGACCGAGAAACACUUCCCAGACGGCCGGAAGGAGAUCGUCUUCCCGGACCAGACGGUGAAGAACUUGUUCCCCAGCGGCCGGGAGGAGAGCGUUCUGACGGACGGCACCGUGAUCCAAGUCAACCCGUAAGAAGCGUCCGCACAUGAGCACGUUUCCCCUCUUUUUACAGCCUUGUUCCAAAGUCAUUUUUCCCCUCAUUUCCACACAACGACAAAAGAAAAACAGCUCAACUUCAAGUUUAUUACAAAUGUAGCACGUGCACAAGUAUUCAGACUUUGAACAACUCUCUAUUGAAGCUCCUUGGGUCUGAUGCUGAGAGCAUGUGCAGUGGAAGGUUCUUCUCUCGUCAUAUAGCGACCAUCAGGUUCUUGGUCACCUCCCUGAGUGAGGUCCUUCUCAGCUUGGCCGACGGUUCUGAACCCUGUGGGACUGAUGGAGG
Molecule: messenger RNA, 3847 nt
Organism: Pungitius pungitius (ninespine stickleback)
Lineage: Eukaryota; Metazoa; Chordata; Actinopteri; Perciformes; Gasterosteidae
Product: centromere protein J
Exons: 18
Coding region: 151-3537 (1128 amino acids)
Biological process (GO): cilium assembly; centriole elongation
Cellular component (GO): centriole; centrosome
Molecular function (GO): tubulin binding
Source: RefSeq, a predicted model, not a curated record